Messenger RNA from Hevea brasiliensis (rubber tree), 1516 nucleotides. RefSeq names its product malonyl-coenzyme:anthocyanin 5-O-glucoside-6'''-O-malonyltransferase-like. The record is from RefSeq and is a predicted model, not a curated record. NCBI's taxonomy places the organism in Eukaryota, Viridiplantae, Streptophyta, Magnoliopsida, Malpighiales, Euphorbiaceae. The transcript has a single exon. Bases 21 to 1418 code for a protein of 465 amino acids.
UCCAUCUCUCCCUCUUUCUCAUGGCAAAAUCCUCCAGUUUUAAAGUUCUUGAGCACGGCAAAGUUUCUCCACCACCCAAUUCAGCUCCACCAACUACUCUCCCUCUAACUUUCUUGGACAUACCUUGGCUUUUCUUCUCUCCAAGCCAACCUCUCUUCUUCUAUGAAUACCAUCAUUCCGCCUCUCACUUUCUUUCCUCCACUCUCCCCAACCUCAAGCACUCUCUUUCCCUUGCUCUCAAGCAUUUCUUCCCUUUUCUGGGAAAUCUUGUUCUUUACUCUUAUGAAUGUAAUUAUAAGCCCAAGAUUGUUUACAGUGCAGGGGACUCUGUCUCAUUUUCUGUUGGAGAGUCUAGUGGUGAUUUCAGGAACUUUACUAGUAAUCAUGCAAGAGAUGUGCAUGAGUUUUACCCUCUUGUGCCUGAGUUGGCUACUAGUUGUGUAGCAACUGGGAAAGAAGGAUUUAUUCCUUUACUUGCAGUGAGAGUUACCAUUUUUCCUCAUAUGGGUAUUUGCAUUGGGUUUUCAUUUCACCAUGUGGCAGCUGAUGGGAGAACAUUCAACAAUUUCAUCAAGGAAUGGGCUUCACUAUCUGCAAAUUCUUGUUUCUUAAUCAAUUCUUUUCCAUCUUUUGAUAGGUCUGUGAUAAAAGAUCCAUAUGGGCUUGAGGAGAUUUUCUUGAAGGAAUUGUGGAAGAGAAAAUCUUCACGAGAAAUGGUUAUAGGUACUGAAACCCAUGUGGAUUUGUCAAAUAUGGUUAGAGCCACAUUUGUGGUGAGUUCAUUAGAUAUGGAGAGGAUCAAGAAACGGAUCAUUAGUAAAUGCAAGGAAAAGGGUCAGCCAAUGCCUAUACAUUUAUCUCCAUAUGUAUUAGCCUGUUCUUUUAUUUGGGUUUGUUUAGUAAAAGUCCAAAAUCAAAUUGAUCAAAAUUAUUAUUCAGAAGAAGAUCCAAAUUAUUUCGGGUUUAUUGCGGGCGGUCUAACCCGGUUGGACUAUCCGGUAUCUGCCACAUAUUUUGGUAAUUGUGUAGGAUUUGGAAGAUCAACAGCAAUUAGGGGGGAAUUAAAGGGAGAAGAUGGAAUUAUUGUUGCUGCAAAUGUGAUUGGAAACAAGAUCAAGAAGUUGGAUAAAGAAAUUCUUUGUGGGGCGGAAAGGUGGAUCUUGGAUUGGGAAGUGUUAUUUGGAUCAGAGGUCCAUCUUAUGAUUUCUGGAUCACCUAAAUUGAAUCUUUAUGAGACAGAUUUUGGAUGGGGGAGGCCUAAGAAGAUAGAGGAUAUUUCAAUUGAUAGGAGCAGAGCCAUUUCACUAGCUGAAAGUAGAGAUGUAGAAGGUGGAAUUGAGGUUGGAUUAGCUCUACCUAAGAGUCAAAUGGAAGCUUUUACCUCUUUUUUCAUUGAAGGCCUCAAGAUUCUUCAAUAAUGACUCUCUCUCUCUCUCUCUCUCUCUCUCCAAUAAUUAAUCUUUUUGUGGGGUGAUUUGCUCCCAACUUAUGGAAGUGAUGUCUUAUCACAAGUUGA